Messenger RNA from [Torrubiella] hemipterigena, 1143 nucleotides. NCBI's taxonomy places the organism in Eukaryota, Fungi, Ascomycota, Sordariomycetes, Hypocreales, Clavicipitaceae. The record is from the annotation of a GenBank genome assembly.
GAGCUACAACCACCAAGUGCAUAUCUCCGUAAACCCGACGGAUUACCUACGAUACUCUGAAUAGUCCUAGAGGCUAUUCUAUUCGGACACCUGAGAUAUUUUAUUUCACUUCGUUGUAGCAAUAUCCCAGCCUGUGCACUGCGACAAUACGAACCACAACACCUGCCUGGAAGACCCGCCAAACCAACCUCACCGAAUAGCUAUGGCAUCGAGUAAAGCAUCUCGCGUUGGCGAGGAGUAAGUUCAAAAUUCUCACCGGUCCUCUUUGUCUGUCUAAUACUUUUGUAGGAUUUGGAAGACACGAAUCGACAAAGUAAAUGCGGAAUUAGUAACUUUAACAUACGGCACUGUUGUUGCGCAGCUAUGCAAAGAUUACGAGAACGAUUACGCUGAAGUCAACAAGCAGCUGGACAAAAUGGGCUAUAAUAUCGGACUGCGCUUGAUCGAAGACUACCUAGCAAAAUCGAAUACCAUGAAGAGAUGCGCGAACUUCAGAGAAACUGCGGAUAUGAUUUCAAGGGUUGGCUUCAAAAUAUUCCUCAACAUCACACCACAGGUCACGAACUGGACCAGCGACAACAAUCAAUUCUCCUUAGUGUUUGACGAAAACCCUUUUGCAGACUUCGUGGAGCUGCCAGAUGAUGGCCGUGCUCAAGAUGAGCUAUGGUAUUCAAAUAUUCUAUGCGGCGUCCUGCGCGGUGCUCUGGAGAUGGUGCAAAUGCAAGUAGAGGCUCACUUUAUUAGUGAUAUUCUCCGCGGGAAUGACACGACAGAAAUGCGAGUGUCGCUAAUACGAUAUAUCGAUGACGAGCUACCCCCAGAGGAUGACUAAAUAUAGACAUUGUACUCAAUAGAUAAAAAUUAGCCAUAGACCUAUCUAACUUGCGCAUUUAUUUAAAAAAAAUUAAGGUCAAUCACACGUGCAUUGAUUCUGAUUUUUGAGGAUCAAGUAGUCAGGCAACUGGGAUAAAUCGUGUCAAAUGCGUCUCAGCCAGUUCUGAAAAGUUAAUAGCAGCAGCAGGCCCUUUGGAAGACAGAACAUGCAAUAAACACAUAGAUACAUUUCUAUAAAACUUGUUGGAACCGCUACAGGCGUGGUAAUCAAGGUUGCACCUGUAGUUCCUAUUGGUGGUCCUUCAGUGC